Penicillium waksmanii is the source of this 411-nucleotide messenger RNA. RefSeq lists its product as uncharacterized. The transcript has 3 exons. The coding region runs from base 1 to 411 and encodes 136 amino acids. NCBI's taxonomy places the organism in Eukaryota, Fungi, Ascomycota, Eurotiomycetes, Eurotiales, Aspergillaceae. The record is from RefSeq and is a predicted model, not a curated record.
AUGUCACCUGUUGGCCCUCGAGUCUCCAAGGAAGAAUUUAUGCUAGCGCUAGGUCUGAACCCACAGGAUGCACAACAUGAACAGUAUUACCGAGCCAUGCGAGAUGAGGCAAUCAUAGUUUAUAAUCGCAUGCAUCAGGAUACUUCGCAUCUCCUUGAUAGUGUGCGUACCGACCCCACCACGCGACCUCCUUUCUUUUGGCACCAUAUUCGACCAGAUAGACAGCGCUGGGCGAUAACGGAAAUCUGGCGCAACGCAGCUCCUCUCACACGCCCGCUCUUCGAUCGUGGUGGAACGAAUGGCGAAUAUGGGCCGAAUUGGGUUUCGGAUCCAAAAAAAGCAAAGCAGAACGAAGAAGCUGCCUCGCCGAAGAAAGGGUACUACGACCCAGUGCGAAAUGGGACACUUUAG